Messenger RNA from Glarea lozoyensis ATCC 20868, 975 nucleotides. RefSeq lists its product as uncharacterized. The record is from RefSeq and is a predicted model, not a curated record. Bases 1 to 975 code for a protein of 324 amino acids. Lineage: Eukaryota; Fungi; Ascomycota; Leotiomycetes; Helotiales; Helotiaceae. The transcript is spliced from 3 exons.
AUGUUUGUCUUUUUGGAACGACAGUCCAUGCUGUUUUUCAUGUCCGAGAAGAUGCAGGAACCAUGUGCGUCGAGGAAAAAGAGUAAGAAGUUUGUGGAGGGAAGGUUGAAAUUGAAACCAGACGUGUCGAGUGCACGGAACAGUGUUUUCAAAGAUCAAGGAGGAAUUGAUACGAGAGCAGUUGAUAAGAGCACUCCAGACGUCGUGGCCUCACAGCUGGUUUUCGAGAAGGAGUCUGUUCGUGAUGACUUCCCACAGAGCGUCAAUUCCUGCGUAAAGUCGGUUGGUGUUUUGAAGACUGCAGAUCUAGUCGAUGAUGUGGCGCCGAUUAUAUCACCGUUUUCCUAUCAAGAUCUUCUCAUGGAUAUGGUAACAAGUACUGGAACUGGAAGCACUGUCACACCAAGUCUAUGUUCAAGUACUACCAACAAUCGACAUGACAGGAAACCAUUGCUUGAGGGCUACAAAACACAGAAAGAGACUCGAAGUAGCCAAUUAGCAAUUUGUGGAAAGCCGGGACGUCUCGGUACUAACAUGGUAGAUCCGUUGCAUUUCUUACCUAUCGCAGCGAACUGGCAGAAUGCACAACUAUUCCACGGUUUCAUCAAAAUCAUUGCCAAACACGUUUCCUCAAUCGACGGAAAACCUCACCCAAAUUAUUACAACGAUCACUGGCUACCAUGGGAUAUGAAAGUUCCUAUAAUAGCUCAAGUUGCUCUUUUCAACACAAGCUACUAUCAAGCAGAACUUCAAAAAAUACCACCAAGUCAAUCGCCUGUUGUCAUAUCAAAGAAAGUCAAGACCAUUAACAAUUUGAACGUCAUGCUGAGGAACCAUAAUACUAGUACACUGGAUGAAGUCCUCGGAGCAGUGGUUUAUCUGACGACGAAUGAGUGGUAUUUCGGUACCGAGGAGAACGUUCAAGGUCAUAUCAGAGGAUUGCUAGAGUUGGUCAGGUUGCGAAGUGGUUAUUGA